Molecule: messenger RNA, 733 nt
Organism: Amborella trichopoda
Lineage: Eukaryota; Viridiplantae; Streptophyta; Magnoliopsida; Amborellales; Amborellaceae
Gene: HIT3
Product: HIS triad family protein 3
Molecular function (GO): catalytic activity
Source: RefSeq, a predicted model, not a curated record
UCGUGGCUCCCGUCGUCUAAGAAUCACUGGUGCUGAACGGAAAUGAAAAAUUCACAAGAAAGAGAGGAUAUAAGGAGGAUCAGGGUUUUGGGGUCACAUUUGGGUGCCAUUUCAAUGGCUUCUUCUGAGAUAGAAGCAGCUCUAGCUGCAACUCCCGAUGAUGCUCCGACUAUAUUUGACAAAAUAUUGAAGAAGGAGAUACCAAGUACAGCGGUUUACGAGGAUGACAAGGUUUAUGCAUUUAGGGACGUUUCCCCACAGGCUCCGACACAUAUUUUGAUCAUCCCUAAAGUGAAGGACGGAUUGCUUGGCCUUUCGAAGGCAGAAGUGAGGCACAUUGAAAUUCUCGGACACCUCUUGUACACCGCCAAAGUCAUUGCUAAACAAGAAGGACUUGACGAUGGCUUCAGGAUAGUCAUCAAUGAUGGGCCAGCUGGAUGUCAAUCUGUGUAUCAUUUGCACAUUCAUCUUCUUGGGGGAAGGCAGAUGAACUGGCCACCAGGUUAAUGUGGACUUUUGAGUAGAAUUUUCUUUUCGUGGACAUUAAAGUUUGUCUUUGAUGCAUGCUUACGUGCGAAACUAGCAAUUUUAUAUUCGAGCAUAAGGUAGUCAAUAUAUACCGAUAAGCAAGAAACAGACAUUAGUUUAUGAGUUUUGAGUAUAAUUGGCUUAAUGGGUUGAUCUAACCAUACACGUCUUUGCUUACUUUGAAGGAAAUUUUAGUAUUAAGUAU